Messenger RNA from Aspergillus costaricaensis CBS 115574, 1699 nucleotides. RefSeq names its product arrestin C-terminal domain-containing protein. Gene Ontology annotation, biological process: division septum assembly. NCBI's taxonomy places the organism in Eukaryota, Fungi, Ascomycota, Eurotiomycetes, Eurotiales, Aspergillaceae. The coding region runs from base 1 to 1206 and encodes 401 amino acids. The record is from RefSeq and is a predicted model, not a curated record. The transcript is spliced from 3 exons. Gene Ontology annotation, cellular component: division septum.
AUGGCCGCAUUCGUGCGAGUGUCGGGGCCGCCGAAUGGCCAUUUCCUGAUCGGCUACCCCGGUAUAUCUGCAACAAUGCCACGUAUCGAGGGCAAGGUUGAGAUCAGGCCUAGCGUCGGCAUUACAGCUCCCGUCAAUGUGUCCCUCGUCACCAUAUCCCUUCAUCGCCGUGAGACAAUACAUCCCUCCGCCGACUCCGUGACCAAGAAGCACCUCGCGCCCCCUAGGAAAGAAAUCACGGAUAUUGUGGGCAAGGAGAUGCUCCUCUUCCGUUGCCCAGCGGGUCGAGAGUACGAGGAAGUGAUAUCCAUGGAUUUGCCCUUCGUCCUUUUCAUUCCAUUUGGGCGCGGAGGGCCGGACGCUUCGAGGAGAGUUCCACCCGCCAGUUUACAACUGCCUAGUCGCACCGCAGAGACAUUCUAUGAAAUAGUGGUCAUGGUUCAACAAGGUCAUUCGGAUCAGCGAAAAUACACGUUCCCGGUUCCCAUCUCACGCUAUGACACACUCUCCACGUUUGGCAUGUACAACCGACCUGAGUCGGCGGAAAGGGUGUCGGACCAUCUGGUCACCUUGGGCAUAUCUUUGCCUCGGUGGUCUUACGGCCCCCUUGACCCUGUGAGCGUUUACGUCAAACUAUCGCCCAAUCUCGACUGGAUAGGCAAAGCUAGGAAAGUCACGAUCAACAAGAUUACUAUCGGUAUUGAUGAGGAGAUUAUAUACAACCAUGAAGGUGACGAGCCACAACGGAAAGUGAGGACCUUGACGAAAAGAACAGAGCCGAUUGGAGUAAAGCUACCCCCGUCGGGCUUUUUGACGAAUCUGGGUUUAGUAUUUCCAGCCAAAGAUCUUCGAGACUCCAAGGGUAUUCUUCCCAGGAGCGAUAUGGCUUUUCCGGCUUAUGCUGUGACGGGGUUUACGACAACGGCGAGUCUUUAUAAGAUCGAAUAUUAUCUCACAGUAAAGGCCCACUUGACUUCCGCCAGAGACAUUGUCAUUCGACAGCCGAUAGUUGUAUGUCCUCUUGACCAUGCUGGUUGUAAAGAGGAAAUGGAUGCUAUCGAACAGGCUGCCCGCGAGGCGGUACAUAUCAAUCCGGAUAAUCCCAUGUUGCCGCUUCCCUCUAUCGUGCGGCCCAACGAUCCCAAUGCUCUUCGUCAUCUGGGUGUUGCUAUUGUCGGCAAUCAAAAGAAGCCCUUAAUAGACUGAGCCACAGUUGCCAGUUCGGACUCAAAUGUCCACCAUUUCCAACGAAGCAUGCCCAGGCUUUCGGCUGCGGGCUAAUCGGGCCAAUUCACAGCGCCAGCCCCAGAACAACGCCUCAUACGCGCCGAUAGAGCCUGAUCGCGUCGUAUAUUUCUUUUCUGAUUCGGCGUGCUUGCUGUGACGCAAGAAGCGUCAUUACGUCUUACGAAUGCAUGGGCUACGGAGUUUUGUCGUUGCAUGGGUUUCCUGGUAGCCAUUUCGUUCCAUUUUUUGUUGGCCGGAGCAAAACGGGGUGUUUGGGUUGCCUUUGCUUCAUACGGAGGAAAAGGCUGGGGGGAGAGGUUCCAUUCUAGUUUGGUUCACGUGCUUUCCCAUGCAUGUUCUAGUGGUGCAUGCACAAUAUAAUAUGUAAGAUCUACCUUUUCACGGCUCAAUUUUGGAAGCGAAAGAAAAGGAACCAUUCUCAGCAGCACAACUUGGAUUCAACAUGUGACAG